Messenger RNA from Camelina sativa (false flax), 797 nucleotides. The record is from RefSeq and is a predicted model, not a curated record. Lineage: Eukaryota; Viridiplantae; Streptophyta; Magnoliopsida; Brassicales; Brassicaceae.
UCUGGCUUUUUCUCCAUCGAUUUGCAUAAUCCAUUCCUUCUUCUUCUUCUCCAUCCCUUUUUCCCCUCUCUCAUUCUCCAAAUUACGAUUUCAAGGGCUCCUUCUCGAUCCUUGAUCAUCAUCACCGAUUCAAUUAAUCAGGAGGUACACAAUUUUUCGAAAUUUUUUUUUCUGGUAAAACCCUAAGUUAUGUACAGCAAUUUCAAGGAACAAGCGAUCGAGUACGUGAAGCAAGCGGUUCACGAAGACAAUGCUGGGAAUUACAACAAGGCGUUCCCUUUAUACAUGAACGCGCUUGAGUACUUCAAAACUCAUCUCAAGUAUGAGAAGAACCCUAAGAUCAGGGAAGCUAUUACCCAGAAAUUCACCGAGUAUCUCCGCCGUGCAGAGGAGAUCCGUGCUGUUCUCGAUGAAGGUGGAUCGGGUCCGGGAUCUAACGGAGACGCGGCGGUUGCGACGAGGCCGAAGACUAAGCCGAAGGAUGGAGAAGGCGGUGGUGGUAAAGAUGGUGAAGAUCCUGAGCAAUCGAAGCUUCGAGCUGGGUUGAACUCUGCGAUUGUUAGGGAGAAGCCUAACAUUAAGUGGUCAGAUGUUGCUGGGCUUGAAAGUGCUAAACAAGCUUUGCAGGAAGCUGUGAUUUUGCCUGUUAAGUUCCCACAGUUCUUCACAGGAAAGAGGCGGCCAUGGAGAGCUUUCCUCUUGUAUGGGCCACCAGGAACAGGAAAAUCGUAUUUGGCUAAGGCUGUUGCUACUGAAGCAGACUCUACCUUUUUCAGGUAACAUAUGUCUAAAAGUGU